GGCAGACAUACUGUGCCUCAAACCAUGAUCAGUUAAUAAACUGUGACUUCUCUCUGAAGAAGCUCAUUAAAAUGGCGAGAGACUUUACUACAACAAGUUUGAGCAAUAUUGACCUCGCCUCUUUACGGGAUCCUGCAGGUAUAUUUGAGCUCAUCGAGGUGGUGGGCAAUGGGACUUAUGGGCAGGUUUAUAAGGGUCGGCAUGUGAAAACAGGACAGCUGGCCGCUAUAAAGGUCAUGGAUGUGACUGAGGAGGAGGAAGAUGAAAUCAAACUGGAGAUAAACAUGUUGAAAACUCAUUCUCAUCACAGGAACAUUGCCACAUAUUACGGUGCUUUUGUAAAGAAAAGUCCUGCAGGUCAGGACGACCAGCUUUGGCUUGUGAUGGAGUACUGUGGUGCAGGAUCAGUCACAGACCUGCUGAAGAAGACUAAAGGCAACUUCCUGAAAGAGGACUGGAUUGCUUACAUCUGCAGAGAAGUACUCAGAGGUCUGUUACACCUGCACUCACACCAUGUCAUUCAUCGAGACAUUAAAGGACAAAAUGUGUUGCUCACAGAGAACGCUGAGGUUAAACUUGUGGAUUUUGGUGUGAGUGCUCAGUUAGACAGGACCAUUGGAAGAAGAAACACUUUUAUUGGGACACCGUACUGGAUGGCACCUGAGGUGAUUGCAUGUGAUGAGAACCCUGAUUCUACAUAUGACUACAGGAGUGACGUUUGGUCUCUGGGGAUCACAGCUUUGGAGAUGGCAGAGGGAACUCCACCGUUGUGUGACAUGCAUCCGAUGAGAGCGCUGUUUCUCAUUCCACGUAACCCUGCUCCCAAACUAAAAUCCAAGAAAUGGUCUAAAAAGUUCCUGACAUUUGUGGACAGUUGUCUGGUGAAGAACUACCUGCACAGGCCAUCCACAGAGAUGCUGCUACGACACUCGUUUAUUAAAGACCUACCUAACGAACGACAAGUGCGCAUCACACUCAAAGACCAUCUUGACAGAACCAGGAAGAGGAGACGAGAGAAAGAGGGAACUGAAUAUGAAUACAGUGGAAGUGAAGAUGAAGAGGAUGGUAUUAAUGAGGAUGAAGGUGAACCCAGCUCUAUAGUGAAUCUUCCUGGUGAGUCCACGCUAAGACGAGAGUUCCUGCGUUUACAACAGGAGACGCACUCACAAACGCAACAACAACAACAACAACAACACAAUCAAGAGAACUACAAGAGACAACUGCUCACUGACCGACAGAAGAGGAUCGAACAACAGCUGGAGGAGAGGCGACGCUUUGAAGACCAAAAGGAAAGGCUGUUACACGAGACAGGACUGCAGUGGCCGGAGCUUCAUGAGAUGAUGUGGCAAGAAGAAACUGAAAUCACUGAGAAAAGCAAAAGAAAUCACAAGAAGCAGUCCAAAGACAAUGAACAUCAGAGGACUGAUAUUGAAUCAGAGCCUGUUAAUCUUUUCACUGACCAUGGCAGAAAACCCCACCGCACACUUCCCCGAGAUCAGACCCAGCUUCUGUUACUCCAACACGAUCAAAGACACCAGCAGAAGAACUGCCCAACCAUACCACAUGACGGGAUGGCAGGAAUGAGGGAAUUUCUGGACAACCAUCAUGUGAAUAUGAAUCAUAUGGCUCAUGUUCAGUCCAGACUGGGAUCAGGAAGCAACUCCAGUCCCUGCACUCCAGCGCUCCAGAGAGCUGCCAAACACCCGAACAUGAAUGUGUGCUCCAGUCGAGAGAUUCAUCAUAGCAGCUCCAUGUCUGAUGUCACAUCUCCUCUCUCUCCAACACUGGAUGAUGUGUUCUUUAACCCUGAUGAUCAACCACCCAAGAUUCCAGAAAGAACAACUUCAAAGUUCAAAGAACCCUUGACUCAUCGCAGAUUUGGAUCCAAUGGAGGUCAUUUGUCUCCUUUGGACAACAGUAUCAAUAUAUUUUACUCCAGCAGCUCAACCAGCAGCAGUCAGUCAGGUUACCAUGAGGUGGAAAGUCCAACAUCACCACAAAACCAGGGUUUUGGAAUCAAGUCUCAUUUCAGUCCGUUAGUGAAGUUAGCAGAGUACUCUUCGUCCAGUGAUGAUGAUGAUGAUGAUGAUGAGAAUAGCAGGUCUCCUUUGAGCAAUGGGAGACAUUUGUUGUCCAGAGGACAGUCUCAUGAUAUAGUUCUUCAGCCUCAGCACAAUCUCAAACAGCAGGAGAGUGCAGCAAAAGUUACACAAAAUGUUCAUCAGAGACCUGCAGCAUCACAAACUAGAGAUGGUUAUCAACUUCCUGACCUCCUGCACAAAAGCCCCAUAUAUCAACUCAACUACCACCAACCCAACACUCAAAACGCACUGGAGAAACUGCUGAAUAAUCAGGCAGGAAAAAGCACAUCUUCCUCUUCGUCAUUUUCAUCGUUUAUCGACCCUCGAUUGCUGCAGAUCUCUCCACCUCAGAGUCCACAAGGACACGGUCAACUGAAUGUGAGGUGUGAGCCGUGCAGGAGAGAGCCCCACAGGAAGGGUUCGGUUGUGAACGUUAACCCCACUAACAUACGGCCUCAGAGUGACUCGCCGGAGAUUCGCAAAUAUAAGAAGAAAUUCAAUACUGAAGUGUUGUGUGCUAGUCUGUGGGGUGUGAAUUUGUUGGUUGGCACAGAGAGUGGUCUGUGGCUGCUGGACCGCAGUGGUCAGGGUAAAGUAUACUCUCUCAUCAGCCGCAGACGCUUUCAACAGAUGGAUGUGCUAGAGGGACUCAAUGUACUUAUUACAAUAUCAGGUAAGAAAAACAAGCUGAGGCUGUACUACCUGUCCUGGCUGAGGAAUAAGAUAUUGCGCAAUGAUCCAGAGGUGGAGAAAAAACAGGGCUGGACGUCAGUGGGUGAGCUGGAGGGAUGUGUCAACUACAAAGUUGUUCGCUAUGAAAAAAUAAAGUUCUUGGUCAUCGCUUUGAGGAACGCUGUGGAGAUCUAUGCCUGGGCUCCCAAACCAUAUCACAAGUUUAUGGCUUUCAAAUCAUUUAGCUCACUGCCUCAGAAACCCCUCUCUGUUGACAUGACGGUGGAGAAUGGACAGAGGUUAAAGGUCAUCUAUGGGUCUCACUCUGGUUUUCAUGCCAUUGAUGUGGAUUCAGGUUCACCCUUUGAUCUGUACCUGCCCAGUCAUAUUCAGGGUGUGAUUCGGCCUCAUGCCGUCAUCAUUCUGCCCGGCAGCAGAGGGAUGGAGCUGUUGCUGUGUUACGAGGAUGAAGGCGUCUACACUGACACCUAUGGCCGCUUCACCAAGGAGACGGUGCUGCAGUGGGGGGAGAUGCCCGCCUCUGUCGCGUACCUUCAGUCAAAUCAAGUGAUGGGCUGGGGAGAGAAAGCCAUUGAACUAAGAUCUGCCAACACUGGAAGUCUAGAGGGAGUCUUCAUGCACAAGAAGGCUCAAAAACUCAAGUUCCUGUGCGAGAGAAACGAUAAAGUGUUUUUUGCCUCUGUUCAGUCUGGUGGAUGCAGUCAGAUCUACUUCAUGACAUUAGGACACAACUCUCUCUUGAACUGGUGAUCUUUUGGAUCGCAGAGCUUUGCAGGGUAAAUCAGUAAACUUGGUCUGAAUCCCAACAUAAAGAAUGUCUGCAAAUAUGAUGCAAUUUUCAUUUUCUGUAUGUAAACAUUUUUAUAGAAGUGAUGCAUUUUAUGAUAUAAUACAUGAAAAAGAACUCAAUUAAAUAGCACUAGUCAUACAAGUAUGUGAGAAGUGUAUCAUGUCUGACAAUGUCAGCAUUAUUUUUGUCUUGAUUAUUUGUGUUUUUUCUUUAUCUGGAAAUAACAAACAUUGUGUUCAAUGUUUUGUCAUUUUAUUUCUUUUUGCAAACAAAUCUAGCAAAAAAGGACUUGAUAUUUUGUCCCUAAUACUUUAGUUUUUUUUUUGCAUGAUAGCAACCAUGGCUGGGACAGGGUUUGAUGUGAAAUUGAUAAUAACAACUAGAAUAUAAAGAACUAACAUUGUACAAUCAAAUACUGUUUUUGUGGAUAUAUCAAUACUUCAGAAUUAAAACCAUACAAUAAUACAGAAGUAUAAUUGUGGACAUUCUGCUUUCAUUUUAGGGGGUUGCAAGCAGAUGUAUUUGAACUGAUUUGAAGUUUAAUAAUAAUGACAUUUGUAUUUUGUGGUUAAUAGUAUCUCUUCUCAUCCUGAAAACCAAACAUAACUGUGCAUAUUAUUAAUACAAGUGUUAAAGUUUUAUAAAAAAAAUAAGAAAUGUUUUGUGUAGAGUUUAGUACAGAACAUGAGAUAUUGUCUUUGGCCAUGUGUUGAACCUUCAUUCUCUUUUGUUUGCAGCUGGUUUUGCUUUAUAUCUGCUCAGCAUGAGAAAGAUUAGCAAAACUUGUCAGAUGAAAUGUACUUCUGUACACUUAUGAAUUCAUCUGUUGCUAUUAUUAUCAGCUCCCUGACACUGUCUUCUAUGAAAUAUGGUCAGAAGAGUUUUUUCUUGGUUUUAGUUUCUGUUUUGGCCUCUGAUUCUGGAUAAACCUAAUCUUGAUUCACGAGUUGCUUUACAGUAAAGUUUAACUUGUGCUUUAUUUAUUUAUUCAUGGUUCCUGUUUAUUAGUUACAAAGUGCCAUAGAUUUAUGAGUUCACAGAGAAAAUUAUGUUUGGGGAUGAUAAACACAAAUUCGUAAAUGACAAAGUCAUCUCCUUUUUGAGCUGAUCAGUUAAUUUAUCGCAUUGUACAUGUAUCAAUAUAGCUGACGCUGAUCAAUAAACAGUUCAGUUUGCAGCUGUGUGACUAUAUAGAUUGAAAUAUAUUGCAAUAGGUAUAAAUAAACAUUCUUAUUUCCUCUACCAUGAUGCCUUAGUAUACAGGAAGUUUGAAUUAUAUGCUAAUUAUAUUGUUUAUUAUGUGUUUUAACCAGUAAAUCUGUUGGUAAAUGUUAGAUAAUAACAGAGCCUGUGCUGAAAUAUUUUUGUUGCAUUGAAGAAAAAAAGAAAUGAAUCGUGGUUGUUUGUGGAAAAAGUGCAUGGAUGUGUGGAUGUGUAGAGUGAGUUUAGUGUAAGUGGAGACAGAAGUAUUAAAGUCAGAAAGUCAAAGGUUAACGAAGGAUGUGGCAAGAAACUAAGAAAGAUUAGCACUGGCUAUUUCAUUUAUAUUUUGUAAAGGAAUAAAAAUCAAUUUAAGCACAUGAAUUAUUGUUGACGCAGUUAAUAACAUAAAAUACUUUGAAUCAUUCUUUAAAGGAAUAUUCCGGGUUCAAUACAAUUCAAGCUCAAUUAACAGCAUUUGUGGCAUAAUAAUGAUUACCACAAAAAUUCACCCAAAAAAAAAAGAAAAGUGUGAGGGAGAGAGGUUAUGUGAAACACUUACAAUGGAAGAGAAUGUGGCCAAUUUUUGGAGGAAUGUGGAGCUUAUAAUUGGAUAAAAUCUCUUACAUGAAUCAUUCUGUUAACGCUCGUGUAUUAACUGAACUGUAAAUGUAUUGAAAUCCUCAUUCUUACAGUCGUUUUAGGGCUAUAGGUUUGUUGACAUAUAACUUUACACAGAAUAUGUUUAGAAGUGAUUUUAUGACAGUAAAAUCAUGUUUACACACAUGUUGUUUAUGUCUUGUGUCUAUACUUUUGUACUCACUAACAAGUGAGUAUUUUAACAUUUACAGAUUGACCCCAUUCACUUCCAUUGUGAGUGUCUCUCUGUAAGCCAGGAGGGACGAGUCAAAAAUACAUUUAUGAGGUAAUCAGUAUUAUGCCACAAAUGCUGUUAAAUUCAGAGCAGUACUGAAUGUUUAGCAUGAAAUACAAAUAGUUUUGUCAUUUUCCAUUUAAUUCUUUGCACCAAUAGGACUAUUUCUCCUAAAGUUCAGCCAAAGAGAUCUCAUAAGUUUAAACACAGGCGAGAUAUCCUAAAGGAUGACAGGAUUCAUUUGGAUGAAACUGGUAUUUCACUUUUGAAAUAACUUUGUCAGAUAGGAAGUCCUGUAGUAGUUUUUUAAGCAGUCGGUGUCUUGAGUAGAUUCUCAACUUCAUGUAAAGAUUUAUGACUUGAAUUGUGACUUGAUGUCUGUCCGAGCAGUUUGGGUCUUUUGAAUGUUGUAUCUGGGCUUUACUGCGGUUCAUUUGAGCACAAUAAAUCUUCUUACAAUCUUUAUUCAGUUUGAUUUUCAUUUUCUCUAUUUUAUCAUUAAAAUGUCUUGAUAUAGUCAGUUGAUUCUCACGUUGCUGUUUCACUUUUGGUCACCACUUGAAGUUUGAAAGCUUUUAAUGUCAUGUAAUUCUUCAUUCAUGUGAGUCAGCUAAUAAUGUAAAUGUAUACUAAAUUUGACCUUUUUUUCUUUAUAUCAUUGUAAUAUGAAUGUACAUUUCCUGUAUAAAGUUUUGUAGAGUUAUUGUACUAGUAUAAUGGACAGUUCAGUAUAUGGGAAUUAUUUUAUAUACAUUCGAGUGUUAUGCUUGUCAAAAAACCCUCUUUUGUUCAGACUGUGCAUUUUACUCUAUGUAUAUAUUCCUUUUGCAUUGUCUGACUGGUCUCAAUAAUAAAAUAUCUGUAUAAAUGUACUCUUUCAG
Xyrauchen texanus (razorback sucker) is the source of this 6519-nucleotide messenger RNA. Its product is annotated as misshapen-like kinase 1. Gene Ontology annotation, molecular function: ATP binding; protein kinase activity. Gene Ontology annotation, biological process: protein phosphorylation. NCBI's taxonomy places the organism in Eukaryota, Metazoa, Chordata, Actinopteri, Cypriniformes, Catostomidae. The record is from RefSeq and is a predicted model, not a curated record. Bases 72 to 3524 code for a protein of 1150 amino acids. The transcript is spliced from 31 exons.